AUAUUUCCUCGACCGCUACUUUCGCUUCCUAUUAAUUCCCUCCCUUUCUCCUCAAUUGACCUCUUUCUUCCCCCUCUCUCCUUUCAAGUUUGCGUGUCUCUACAUACUUUACCCUGAACGUGGUCACAAAGUUUCCCAAAUGUCACCAAUCGCACUUGAGCAAGAAGACCACGCCCGCGAUGCAGCCUUCAACAGGGCCAUGCAUGGCAAAUCAUCUCAGGCCCAAGGAGGCAUGGCCGCCAUGCUGAGGAAGGACAGGGCUGCCCAGCAGGCUGCUGUGGAUGAGUAUUUUAAGCACUGGGAUAACAAAGCUGCUGGAGAGGAAACUGAGGAAACUCGGAAGGCUCGUCGAGACGAAUAUGCAACUUUAACGAGGCAUUACUACAAUCUUGCUACCGAUCUAUACGAGUAUGGCUGGGGCCAGAGCUUCCACUUCUGCCGUUUUGCUUAUGGUGAACCUUUCUACCAAGCAAUUGCCCGUCAUGAGCAUUAUCUUGCGCACAUGAUGGGUCUCCGGGACGACAUGCGCGUCCUGGACGUCGGAUGUGGUGUUGGGGGACCUGCACGAGAAAUGGUCAAGUUCUCGGGUGCCAAUGUUAUUGGAUUGAACAACAACGACUACCAAAUUGAGCGUGCCACACGAUACGCACAGAAAGAGGGCCUAUCACAUAAAUUGAAGUUCACUAAGGGAGAUUUCAUGCAAAUGUCCUUCCCUGACAACUCCUUCGACGCUGUCUAUGCUAUCGAAGCAACCGUUCACGCACCUUCGCUUGAGGGAAUUUACAGUCAAAUUUUCCGUGUUCUCAAGCCUGGUGGUGUCUUUGGUGUUUAUGAGUGGCUCAUGACCGACAGCUAUGACAACGAGAACCCUCAUCACAGAGAAAUCCGGCUUGGAAUCGAGCAGGGCGAUGGUAUUUCCAAUAUGGAGAAGGUCGAGGUGGCCCUUGCCGCCAUGAAGGCCGCCGGCUUCGAAAUGAUUCACCACGAGGAUCUGGCUGAGAGGGAUGAUCCCAUGCCGUGGUAUUGGCCGCUUGCUGGUGACCUGAGGAAUAUCGGCAGCAUCUACGACAUUCCUACCGUCAUUCGCAUGACUAAGAUUGGUCGUGCUCUCGUACACAAGUUCGUCGGUGCCUUGGAACUAAUCGGCGUGGCGCCCAAGGGAACUCAAAAGACCGCAGACAGUCUGGCUGUUGCAGCAGAUUGCCUUGUGGCAGGUGGUCGCGAGAAGUUGUUCACCCCAAUGUACCUGAUGGUGGGACGGAAGCCUAUGAACGCAUAGUUGGUCUUGUCCCGCAACUUUUUUGGUUUUCAUUUCUCUUCACUUCGAUAGACUGCUACAUGCAUGACGGCCUUCCGUCCUGAGUUGAGUUCUAGGGACGUCUUUUAUGGGGAGCAUUCAGUUCCGGCCAUGGUGGAGCUCCGCCUAUUAGAACUUGGGCAUUUACGACAUUUUGGGCUGACACGGUGUCAGAAGAAGUAAUACCCUGGUGUUGCGAGCAGCACGAAAAGGGGCAAUGUCAUGAUGAUUACAAGGGGUUUGGGAGCGGAACAUACACAUAAUAAUUCGACCUCGAUACAAUGAGGAGAUCCCUAUAAGUUUAAUGAUAUUGUUUAGAAUUC
Messenger RNA from Lindgomyces ingoldianus, 1620 nucleotides. RefSeq lists its product as uncharacterized. Gene Ontology annotation, molecular function: sterol 24-C-methyltransferase activity. Gene Ontology annotation, biological process: ergosterol biosynthetic process. Gene Ontology annotation, cellular component: endoplasmic reticulum. The transcript is spliced from 4 exons. Bases 140 to 1279 code for a protein of 379 amino acids. The record is from RefSeq and is a predicted model, not a curated record. Lineage: Eukaryota; Fungi; Ascomycota; Dothideomycetes; Pleosporales; Lindgomycetaceae.